Molecule: messenger RNA, 1608 nt
Organism: Adineta ricciae
Lineage: Eukaryota; Metazoa; Rotifera; Eurotatoria; Adinetida; Adinetidae
Source: the annotation of a GenBank genome assembly
AUGACAUCGAACUCAGAAAGAAUCACAGAGAAUUAUCAAGGCUACAUAAACCCCAAAACGGUUGCCAAUCAUGAACAACUUCUCAUGGAAAUGUCAUUGCAUGGAACCAUUCAACCAGCUCGACUUUUUGCUCUUAAAUAUCGUGUAUUACCAUGCACCAUGGUCAGCAAUUCGUAUUCUACUCAAAUUGCCGAUAAUACCGUUCUAUACACUUUUCAUACAACCAGUGUAGUCAAGUAUUUACUCGAUCAAUAUCAAAUUGAUCCAUGUUCAAUCGUAUCAAAUUCACAAUAUAUAUAUGAACGAAAAAUCUCUUUUUAUUCUGAUCUAUACCUUGAUUUGAAUGAUUAUUUGUCUAUAUUCAUAUCGGGUGGGAAUAUAUCUGUUGGAGAAAUGGAUAAUCCAUUUGGUUUCCAACCAGAUACGGAUAAUGUAAAAGAAACAAGUUUGCAAAUGGUUUGUUACAAUCCUCAAUCGGGUUUUUAUACUUCAUCAAUUUCGAUUAAACGACCAUUAAUCAAAGAUUUACGUCUUAACUAUGGAGAACAAUUUACUGAAGGAACUGGGAAAACUUAUUAUAUUCGCUAUUUAAUUCACGAAAUUACCGAGAAAAUGUUGAUCUACAUUCCACCAGAUUUAGUGACGGAAAUUUCGAAACCUGGCUUUUUGCCAUUUCUAAUGCAGUAUCCAAAUUCUAUUUUGAUUAUCGAAGACUCGGAGAAUAUCAUACUUGAUCGUAAAGAAAGUGUCAAUCCCAAUCAAGCUGUUAGCAAUCUGCUAAAUCUUAGCGAUGGAUUGUUAGGUGAUGCAAUGCAUCAGCAAAUCAUUGCGACAUUUAAUUGUGAAAUCAAAAACAUCGAUCCCGCUUUAUGUCGCGAAGGACGUUUAUUAGUUGAACAUAAAUUUGAUAAAUUAUCAGUGGAAAAUAGUCGACGUUUAGCGAAAGAAUUGGGCGUUGAAGAAGCAGACCAAAUUCAAGUACCAAUGACUUUAGCGGAAAUUUAUGCGAAGAAAAUCUCAUUUGCUAUUCUUGCUCCAAAAAAAUCGGACAAUACCAGUAGUACAAUGCUAUGGUCCACAUCUACGUUUACGACAAUAUUAACGUCAACAUCGACAUUAACAACUACUCUUACCAAGAAGCCUGGAUGGUCGAUUGCUGGUGAUAUGAGUGCUGUACGAUACCAACACACUGUCUCUUUACUGGAAAACGGAAAAGUACUAGUGGUCGGAGGGAUUCAAAAUUCUUCUAUUCUUGAUAUUACUGAACUGUACGAUCCAGUCACACAACGCUGGAUAACGACGGGUGUUAUGAAUGAUAUGCGUCAUGCCCAUAUAGCAGUCGUAUUAAGAAAUGGCAAGGUACUGGUGGCUGGUGGAUUUAAUGGUAGUGAUUUUUUAAAUACUGCAGAGUUGUAUGAUCCAUUGACAGGAAUAUGGACGAUGACUGGUAGUAUGAACAAUUCACGAAAUUACGCUGCAGGAUCUAUUUUACCAAAUGGAAAAGUAUUGGUCAGUGGAGGAUAUGAUGGUGACAAUAUUUUAGAUACUGCAGAAAUAUACGAUCCAUCAACUGAAGCUUGGACAAUUACUGGUAAUAUGAACAAGUAA